CCUGUCGCUCCCCGGUAGUCGGGCGGCUGCAGUGGGACGGCUCCCUGUCUUGCUCUUCUGCCUCUGUUGUUCGGAGGAUGGACGCUGCUCCUCUCGCAGGGUCUCGCUAACGCUUCAUUGGGUUUUAGUUUGCACUGGGCAGCUUAUUUAUAUUGCGUGUGCGUUCUUCUUUGCCUGCCUCAAUUUUAUUUCUGUGCAGAUUUUCUUUCCAUUGCACCGUUUAGCUUUUGCAAAGGUUUUAUUUAUUUAUUUUGAAUGGGCUUUUAAUUUAAGGCAAAAGAAGUUUCAGUAUUUCCCUGAUUAAAAAUAUAAUUAGAUCUUCCUCCUGCUUGGUCAGAGCACAGGUUGUGUGUCUGUGUGUGUCUGUGUGAAGGUGAGAGACGUGUCUCUUUCUGUAGUGAUUCUGGGGUUUAUGGUUGGUGUUCGAAUUGCGUGGGGGUGCUGUUGCUAGCAGACCAAGUCUGAAAUGCCGUUCUGCUUUGCUUGAGAGGAGAGCGGAGGUGUGUGUCAGAUCCUUCCCUUCACCUCCUCCUUGUCUUGCUCUCUUCCCCUUCCCCCACAGCGGGACUGUUACACAUUUUCAUUUUUAUGCAUAUGUCACAUCUUUAGAUGCAUUGAUUCUGUUUUUUUUAGGCUGCCACAUGGCUUCCCCUUAAUUACUGAAGGCAGCCAUACAUUCCAAGAUGCCUUGUCUUAAAAAUCCAGUUUUCUGUGCUCAGAUCAACCUUUAUUUUUGGUGCUGAUGUUUAUCACAACAGUUCCUCCCACCUCCCACCCCCUGCCAAAUAUCACUCAAGUUCCCUGAUGACUGAAAGCUUGGCCUUAACAUUGGGAGGUUCAAAGGACUAUAAUGCUUGUCUUAAAAAUGUUUAGAAGUCAAACUUAAGGAGAAGAAAGGCUCUUGAUCUGAUGUCCUGUCAACCAGAUGAAUGUAUUUAAAGGCAGCUUGUUCAUGGAGCCAUUUUAAUCAAUGCCUAUUUCAUAAUUGUGUGAAAGUUACACAGGAGCUAAAAAACAUUCAGGUUGAGCAGAUGACAAAGCUGCAGGCCAAGCAUCAGGCAGAAUGUGAUCUACUUGAAGAUAUGAGAACAUUCAGUCAGAAGAGAGCUGCAAUUGAGAGAGAGUAUGCACAGGGAAUUCAGAAGUUGGCUAGUCAAUACUUAAAGAAGGAUUGGCUUGGAAUAAAACCUGAUGAGCGAAGUGAUUAUAGGAGCAUGUACUCCGUUUGGAAAUCAUUUCUAGAAGGCACAAUGCAGGUGGCCCAAUCCCGGCUCAAUAUCUGCGAAAACUAUAAAAACUUAAUUUCUGAACCUGCCAGGACAGUAAGAUGCUUCAAGGAACAGCAACUGAAAAAGUGUGUGGACCAGCUGACAAAGAUUCAAGCUGAAUUACAAGAGACAGUAAAAGAUUUAGCUAAGGGCAAAAAGAAGUAUUUUGAGACUGAACAGAUGGCUCAAGCAGUGCGGGAAAAAGCUGAUAUCGAGGCCAAGUCCAAACUUAGUCUUUUUCAGUCGAGGAUAAGCUUACAGAAGGCAAGCGUGAAGUUAAAAGCACGACGGUCCGAGUGUAAUUCAAAGGCUAUACAUGCAAGAAAUGAUUACCUUCUCACUUUAGCAGCUGCUAAUGCACACCAAGAUCGCUAUUAUCAGACAGACUUAAUGAACAUUAUGAAGGCUCUUGAUGGGAAUAUAUAUGAUCACCUUAAGGAUUAUUUAAUGGCGUUCAGCAGGACUGAGCUAGAGACAUGCCAAGCUGUACAGAAUACAUUCCAAUUUUUAUUGGAGACUUCUUCCAGCAGGGUGGUGCGGGAUUACAAUCUACAGCUAUUUUUACAGGAGAAUUCUGUAUUUCGCAAACCGCAACCCUUCCAGUUCCAGCCUAGUGACAGCGAUACCAGUCGACAACUGGAGUCUGAAACUGGAACGACUGAAGAGCACAGCCUAAACAAGGAGGCCCGGAAGUGGGCCACCCGUGUAGCACGAGAGCACAAAAAUAUCAUCCACAAUCAACGGACACUCGAGGAGUUAGAGUGCCAUGGCCCUGUGGUGUCUGAACAAAGCCGAGCAGAACUGGAACAAAAAAUAGAGGAAGCCAGAGAGAGUAUCCGCAAAGCCGAGAUAAUUAAACUGAAAGCAGAGGCUCGUCUUGAUCUGCUAAAGCAGAUAGGGGUGUCUGUGGAUACGUGGCUAAAGAGUGCAAUGAACCAAGUGAUGGAAGAACUGGAAAACGAACGCUGGGCGAGCCUUCCUGCCGUGACCAACAAUGGCUCUUCGCACUUGGUACUGUUUCCACUCAACGCUGAUACAGAAAAGGAAGAAGGUGAAGAAUUUGAAGACAGCAUGGAUGUGUUUGACGAUAGCAGUUCCAGUCCUUCUGGUACUCUAAGAAAUUAUCCACUGACCUGCAAAGUCGUUUAUUCCUAUAAGGCUUCUCAGCCUGACGAACUGACCAUUGAGGAACACGAGGUAUUGGAAGUGAUUGAAGACGGAGAUAUGGAAGACUGGGUAAAGGCACGAAACAAAGCCGGCCAAGUGGGUUAUGUGCCAGAGAAGUAUCUGCAGUUCCCAACAUCCAACAGCCUGUUGAGCAUGCUGCAGUCUCUGGCAGCACUGGAUAGUCGGUCACACACCUCCAACAAUUCAACUGAAGCCGAGCUAAUCUCAGGCAGCUUAAAUGGAGAUUCCAGUGUCUGUUUUGUGAAAGCACUUUAUGAUUAUGAGGGCCAGACAGAUGACGAGCUGUCCUUCCCAGAAGGAGCAAUCAUCCGUAUCCUAAACAAGGAGAACCAGGACGAUGAUGGUUUCUGGGAGGGUGAAUUCAAUGGGCGUGUUGGGGUUUUCCCUUCUGUGUUAGUGGAAGAACUGACAGCCUCAGAAAAUGGGGAGACUCAGUGGAUUGGAGAUCUUCAGGUGUCUCCAUCUCCAAAACCUCACAAUUCCCUUCCACCGUUGCCACUCUAUGACCAGCCACCCGCGAGCCCUUACCAUAGUCCGGAUAAAAGAGGCUCCCAGAGCUUUCCCAGAUCACCAUCAACUAAUGAAAACAGUUUCAGUUCGGAGUCUCCUGGAUUUUCGCAGCCUCCACGGCUUACUCCGGAAACGUCCUAUGGCAAACUGCGACCUGUGCGAGCAGCUCCUCCUCCCCCUACACAGCAUCAUCGCAGGACGACAGAGAAGAUCGAGGACGUGGAAAUUACUCUGGUGUAACGAUGGGACUAGCUAAGUAGUAGUGCUACAAUCAAGGCCAAAUGUGGUGUUUGGUCAACCUCGUUUUUAGGCACCUUUGCAUGAUGAAGACUUUUAAUAGAGCAAGGAAUAGGGAGGAUUUCUUGUGACAGUGACAUGCUGGAUUCCUUCCCACCAUCAUGAAUAUUUUGUGCCUUUUUUGUUUUAUAUACAUCAUUCUUCCUCCCUUAGCACAAACCAAGAUGGGCCAAACGGCAAGCAGAGGAGAUGCCUUGGAGCAGGUUUCUCUUUUGGCUGAAGAUGGUCAAUUUUUAUAUGGAGGCUUCAGAGAGAGCCUCAUUCAUGCAACUUAGUCAUAGCAUACUUAUAUCAUGUGCAUUAGUACAGUAUAUUACUGUUGCCAUAGGAAUGUGUUAAAGAUUGUCAAUUCUUCAAGUAGCAGUACUUGUCUGAUUAGAUAUUAAUCAGAUCUCAUGGAAUUACAAAAAAGGGAACAAAAGGAUAGGUUUAAAGAGAGGCUGGCUCCUCUUCAGUCCCCUUGAUGAAGAAAAAAAAAAAAAGGAAAAUAAUCUUAUAGAUAAGAAAAAAGUGCUGGAGACCACAUGACAUGAAUGCACACCUCUUCAAUAAUUAACUGUUAAACAGAACUAAAUGCUCUUUGUAUUAAUAUUUAUGCAGUUCAUUUAGUAAUAGAGUAUCUAAUAUGGAGGUGCUGAAUUAGUAGCAACAUCUUGUUUCCAUAGCAUAAACCAACUGGUAGAGAAGUAAGUGAGAUUUUUGUCUAGAUCUGGAAGUUUGAGUUUCAUUUCUUUUUCUUAGCAGAUGGGUUUUUUUUUUUCAUUUUGGGAUCACUUUUAUCCCGGUUAUUGCCGUGUACUUUAUUAUCCGACGUUAGCAGUUUAUCUUUGCCAUCAAAACAUCUGGCUAGAGUUAGAAGUUACAUUUAGAAUAUUUACAUGCAUUAUUUAGUUUCCGCAUUGGAUAGUCCUAUAGCAUUUCUCCCUGCAAAGCCCAUUAACUAGCCAAAAUCAGACAACCAGGACAUCCCUGGCAUAGGCCAGUCCUUCAGACCCCCUUUAGGGCUGAAAGUAAGAGAGGGAAUUGCGCUCUCAAAUGAUUUUUGUGCAAGAAAGAGUUUGAGGACGUCAAGACUAAUUUCAGACUGGCUUUCUCUGAGAAAGGAACUGUUGACAUUUCAGAGAAAUCAGGGUGUGUUGCGUUCUAGCGUGAAUCUAGCGAUGCGGCGGCUAGUAAAGCGACCAAAACGCUGGCUUGCAUCCAUAGAUGCUUCUCAAGCAAACCCCGGGACGUCAUUCUCCCCUUGUACUCGGCCUUAGUGAGGCUGCAGCUGGAGUACUGCGUCCAGUUUUGGGCUCCACAAUUCAAAAAGGAUGUGGAGAAGCUUGAGAGAGUCCAGAGAAGAGCCACGUGCAUGAUCAGAGGUCAGGGAAGCAGACCCUACGAUGACAGGCUGAGAGCCCUGGGGCUCUUUAGCCUGGAAAAGUGCAGGCUCAGUGGUGAUCUGAUGGCCACCUACAAGUUUAUCAGGGGUGACCACCAGUAUCUGGGGGAACGUUUGUUCACCAGAGCGCCCCAAGGGAUGACGAGGACGAAUGGUCACAAACUACUACAAGAUCGUUUCAGGCUGGACAUAAGGAAGAAUUUCUUUACUGUCCGAGCCCCCAAGGUCUGGAACAGCCUGCCACCGGAGGUUGUUCAAGCGCCUACAUUGAACACCUUCAAGAGCAAACCGGAUGCUUAUCUUGCUGGGAUCCUAUGACCCCAGCUGACUUCCUGCCCUUUGGGCGGGGGGCUGGACUCGAUGAUCCUCCGAGGUCCCUUCCAGCCCUAAUGUCUAUGAAAUCUGUGAAAUCUAUGAAUUGCAAUGGUAAGAAGGGUGGAGACACCCUUCCUUCCAGAUGAAAACAUUUGUUUCUAUAAAUACGAUCACUAAAUCGUUCUGAAAAUAGCAAUACUUAUCAAUCAAGGCUUCAGUGAAAAGGCAUCUACAACUUAUUUAAGAGCUGUUAUAUGGGUUAUAUUGAAUGCGCUCUUGUGUGUUCAUUUUUUCCUAUGUUGGUAAAGUAAGUUUCUACAUUUAGUUAACUAACAAGGGCUAUUUUUUUUUUGAGGCUGCAUUUACAAAAUCAUUGUACAAGAUGUUAUCAUAAACUUUGCACAUCCUUGUAAAUCCCAACCCCACCUGGGGCUCUGAAAUGUUAGUACUUGCCAAUGUCUCUCCUCCCAGUGGGAUUUUUAACCAAGAGUGAGGCUGUUGGAAGAAAAAGUUCAUCAGCCAGUUGCUAAAUCAAUGGCUGUCCAUUGAAGAUCCUUUUCCAUGUGUUUUCAUUCUUUUGCACCUCUUGUCCUGUUGAUCUGUUUGAGGUCUUUUUAUGUGUUUAUCAAACUUAUUCUUAAGUUUAAAAAAAAAAAAAAAAGUUUUUAAAAAGAUUUAGCUAUUUGCAAAAAAAAAAAGAAAAAAAAAAGCUUCACAAUGCAGAAGAAAUUCAAGUAUUGCCAUAAACGAUGUUCAAGUUCAAUUUCUUUGGCCAGUUUUUCUCUGUCCUUCAUAACAGACUUUCAAAAUUCAGAAAGUGUUAUUUAAAAUCUCUUUGGUUGUACUUUAAAAUAUUUUCUGUAAGAGCUGCUAAUUUUAUUUAAAAAAAAAAAAAAAAAGAAAAGUUGUAAAAAUAUGCCUCCUUUUUAACUAUGAUUUCUUCAUACAGGGCAUGUAUUCAACGUAUCAUCAUGUACAGUGUCAGUACACUGAAAGCAUUAGGUGCAAAUGCUUUCUUUAUAUUGGCUGUAAAAAGUUUGUAUUUAUUAUGUAUAAAAAUGUUGAAUAAUAAAAAAAAACAAAAACGUGGAA
Messenger RNA from Alligator mississippiensis (American alligator), 6054 nucleotides. It is a transcript of the gene FCHSD2, whose product is annotated as FCH and double SH3 domains 2. The record is from RefSeq and is a predicted model, not a curated record. The coding region runs from base 930 to 3206 and encodes 758 amino acids. Lineage: Eukaryota; Metazoa; Chordata; Crocodylia; Alligatoridae. Gene Ontology annotation, cellular component: neuromuscular junction; recycling endosome. The transcript has 20 exons. Gene Ontology annotation, biological process: regulation of actin filament polymerization; neuromuscular synaptic transmission. Gene Ontology annotation, molecular function: protein binding.